AUGUGGGCACACGAAUCCAUCCACCUGUCCACGUGCACACGUGAAUGUAGCAAUAGAUAUUUGGACAUCAAAUUUGGACACCAGGUCACGGAGAAACACAAACACCACCCAGGAACACGCAGACAUAUGCCCAUAGCAUCCCACAGGCCCAGGCAGGAGGUCCCACCCCAGACCCCGCCCCAGACGCUCCCUCACCCUCUCGGCCCCCUCGCCCUGGCCCCCAGGUUCUCUGCAGAGAUCUCUCCUGGACCCCCAGCGGUCUCCUUGGCGCCCACGAACACAGGCGUGCACACGCAGCGCACAUGCAUUGAGACACACGAUACCUCGUUCCACCUUGGCGUCACGGUGGGCUGGAGGCAGCCCCCCCCCACACAACACUUGAGGCCAAAGGACACCCCUGUCCCCGGGGCUCAACCUCCCCCUGGGCCGAGGCCUUGGCCCACGCAGCUGAGGGAGAGGCCCAGCCCUGAGCCUCCCCCACCAGGACUGGGCCUCCCCGGCAGCAAGACCCCGGCACUCCCCGCCAGGCCCAGGGUGGGGUGGAUGGGCCCAAAGGCCCAGCCCCACACUCCUUUCCCGUCCACUUGUCACCUACCUAUCCCCUUUCGGUUUGUUGGGUUUUUCGUCUUUCCAGAUUGCAGUGGACACAGCCCCCGAUCUCGAGCCCCGGCCCCCGGCUUCUGUUUGGACAUUGCAUCGCCCUAG
Messenger RNA from Pan troglodytes (chimpanzee), 705 nucleotides. Its product is annotated as basic proline-rich protein-like. Bases 1 to 705 code for a protein of 234 amino acids. Lineage: Eukaryota; Metazoa; Chordata; Mammalia; Primates; Hominidae. The transcript has a single exon. The record is from RefSeq and is a predicted model, not a curated record.